Bombus pascuorum is the source of this 6981-nucleotide messenger RNA. It is a transcript of the gene ci, whose product is annotated as transcriptional activator cubitus interruptus-like. Lineage: Eukaryota; Metazoa; Arthropoda; Insecta; Hymenoptera; Apidae. Gene Ontology annotation, biological process: regulation of transcription by RNA polymerase II. Bases 1205 to 5557 code for a protein of 1450 amino acids. The transcript is spliced from 12 exons. The record is from RefSeq and is a predicted model, not a curated record. Gene Ontology annotation, molecular function: DNA-binding transcription factor activity, RNA polymerase II-specific; RNA polymerase II cis-regulatory region sequence-specific DNA binding. Gene Ontology annotation, cellular component: nucleus.
CCCUCGUAGAACGUCUUCGUUCAGCUAAGAGUCCACCACCGUUCGUCCGUCGCUGCUCGUGCUGCCGCUGCUGUUGGUGGUGGUGGCGAAGCGUGAUGGUGGUGGUAACGGUGGUGGUGGUGGUGGUGGUGGAGCCUCAGUACCGCCAUACCCGCCAAAGCACGAGCACCGUGACAGCCCGCACACACGCCUCGGCCCGCGGAUUUUUGGGACUCUCGUCUAACCCCCGGGACUUGCCACUGGCUUUUCCGCGAACCUUCGGAUUCGUGUACCGCGUGAUCAUCUCUCUUGCGCGUCUCGCAAAGAAACUUGGAUUCCUUCUACUUGCAAGGACAUAUUUUCCUAUAGGUAGAAGAAUCGUUUGGUAGUGGUUGUUGUUAUUGUUGUUUCCAUGUUUCGGGGUGAAAGACCGUGUGACGAUUAGUGGAACAAUCUGUACAGCGUGGUGUUGUUCGUCAUGGUGUGACGCGAACGGACUGUUCCACGGUGACCGUGAUUUUGGCACGGACGUUGGAUAAUCCGGUGAUGGAGUUUCAGAGCUUCCUCCGCGCUUUCGGUUAUUAUUGACUCUUGGCAACUGAUUAAUCACACUGUUGGAUCUUUCGAGUGCAAUAGUCUGCCCGAUGAUCAUCGUGACGGAUAGAAUCUUCCUCGAGAUAAUAAGCGUUCUGUUACCUCGAACAAACUGGAAAAGACUCUUCUUGGUCCUGACGAUUCUGGGAACGCCAUAGAUCGUCUUGAUUUGAAAAUACGCAAUUAUCCACUGAUCCGUCGUUUAAAGGAACAGAUCCGUAUGAAACAAAUACAAAAGCAAUAAUUUCCAAGGAUUAAUAAAACCAUUUCCCACGAAGACGUCGGACGACAGCCGACGGAAGGCUCUGUGCCACCUAACCCACCUCAUCCUCAUCGAACGACAUGAAAUAACAUGAAAUCAGUUUACCAUCAGGAACCAUUUGAAUCUUUUUAAAAUCAAAUAAUCAAUUUAUUAACCGGAAAGACAAGUAAAGGAAGAGAGUCAUUAUCGAGAUCGAAGAGCGAAAAGGUUUGUUGAGGAUCGACGGACUAUGCAAUCGUGGAUCGAGGGUGGUUCGCAUCGUCGGGCACGGGGUGUCAGACAGGACGAUCUUCCCUGAUCCUGGACGAGCAGGCAGCGAAGGCACCCUCUGUGGCGCGGCACUCGAGCCUCGAGAGCAGCGAGAACAAAAUGCCGGAAAAGGAGGUCGCCUAUCAUCAGGAGGCGUUCUCCCUGUUACCGCCGCCGCCGCCCCCGCAUCACCCUCAUUCGGCGUUCCAUGCGGCAUUCCAUCCGCAUCCGCAUCCGCCGCCACCGCCGUUUCAUCCGCACCAUGGACCGCCGCCUCCGCAUCAUCCGGCCGCGGCGGCUGCCGCCGCAUGGGAACAUCACGCGGCUGCCGCCGCCGCUGCCGCCGCCGCAGCUUUCCAUGCUCCACCGCCUCAUCCAUUGUCCAGCAGCACGACGGCGAUCGGCAGUGCAGCCACCGGUGGCGGUGGCGGAGCAAGCAGCGGUGCUAGUGGCGGCGGUGGCGGUGGCAGUGGGGGCGGAGGUGGCGGGGCAGCCGGCAACGGGACUUCCGGCGGUGAUUUCCUCCGCAGAAGUCACCCCCUCUCGGAGCAUACGGCCCUGCAUCCCGCCUACCGGCUCAACUACAUGGACCACCUUUACCACCAGCUCCAGGCCUCCACGCACAGUCCCAACGCCUCGUUACACGGACUGGGUGGUUUGGGGCCCGAGUACCUUCUGCACGCCGCAGGACCAGCGAGCACCCUCGCUUCUUCAGAAUUCCCUUUCUCCAUCGACGUGUCAGCCUCGUCGAGGUUAGGAAGCCCAAGGGCGUCCGCGAUCAGAGCGAGCCGGAAGCGGGCGUUGAGCAGUUCCCCGUACUCGGAUCGUUUCGACAUCGACAGCAUGAUCCGAUUCAGUCCGAACAGCUUGGCCUCCAUCGUGAACGGAUCUCGGAGCAGCAGCGCGAGCGGCAGCUACGGUCAUCUUUCCGCUGCAAUGAGUCCAGCUUUGGGAAUGCACCCAGGAAUGGCGCCACACCUGCAGCAACUUCAGGCGCAUCUUUUAAGGAGCGCAGCUGCCGCAGCUCUUCUACCCCAUGCUCACCCCUUACAACCCCCUGCACCACCUCCACCACCACCUCACCCACACCCCCAUGCCCAUGGAUUAUCGCCGCAUUCGCAAUUAUACCCCGGUGUGCCACCUCAUUCCACGGCCUCAGCAACCCUCGGACCACAUGGAGGAGGAUUGCCGCCAAAAACUGAGAGCACGGAGUCUUGCAGAAAAGCGUCAGAAUCGUCGACCAGGUCGGUGACGGCCGAGGCGGACACGUCUUCGAGGAGAGCUUCUACGAAGGUAAAAAGGGAGCCUGCGACGACGACAACGAACGCUACCACGACCACAGCACCACCUACUCAUCCUCAAGGACUUAGCCCUAGCGAAGAUCUUCGAGAUGAACCUGGAGAUUUUAUCGAAACGAACUGUCACUGGAGAGACUGCGGUCUUGAGUUUCCUACCCAGGAUGAUCUUGUGAAACACAUCAACAAUGAUCAUAUACAUGCGAACAAGAAGAGCUUCGUCUGUGGUUGGGAGGAGUGCUCGAGGGAGGAAAAGCCAUUUAAGGCUCAAUACAUGUUGGUGGUGCACAUGAGAAGGCACACCGGUGAAAAACCUCAUAAGUGUACUUUCGAGGGAUGUUUCAAAGCAUAUUCGCGUCUGGAGAACUUGAAGACGCAUCUGAGGUCCCAUACCGGAGAAAAACCAUAUACUUGUGAAUAUCCUGGUUGCAGCAAGGCAUUUAGUAAUGCUAGCGAUCGCGCGAAACAUCAAAACAGGACUCAUUCCAACGAGAAACCAUACGUUUGCAAGGCGCCAGGUUGCACGAAAAGGUACACCGAUCCAUCAUCCCUGAGAAAACACGUGAAAACUGUGCACGGCGCGGAAUUCUACGCCAAUAAGAAGCACAAAGGAGGCGGUGGAGAUGGCGGAGGCAGUGACGAAGCUGGUGCAGGUGGCCAUAGUCCUAGCAGAAGCGAAGAUCUCCAUCCGAAGACACCUAGUUUGUCAAGUCCGAGUGUGAAAUCUGAAAGUGAAGCGAAUAGUCCACCUAGUAUGAUGCAGCAACAAGGUAGCCCAUUAGUUGGUGGUUGCAAUGACGAAGUUGCUGGUGUCAGUGCAUUGACUAGCGAUGGCGUUGCCUUGGCUGAGGAACCUUGGAACGAGGAACCCGAUGACUUGGAUAUCGCUGAUCUGCCAGUUGCUCUACGUGCCAUGGUCGGCGGAAUGGAAUCGCAGCAGCAACAACAACCUCCUCCUCCUGCUUCGAGGAAUCGUCUGAAAGGCAGACUAAACGCAAAGGGCAUGCCGAGCUUGCCAGUAAGCGUGUCCGGUAUGAGGGGAACACGUGGUAUGGGUCCUCAGGGUAACAUCGGCGACCUGAACAGGAGGAUCACUGACCUGAAGAUGGAGGGUGGCGGUCCCGCCCGCCAAACGAGUCUUUCUGACCUGCAACUCAGGUUGCAACCUCUCAACGAGCCACGAAGGGACAGCAACAGUACUGUGAGCACCUAUUACGGUAGCAUGAAGUCCACGGACUUUGGUAGUAGAAGAAGCAGCCAGGCUAGCGGGGUCAGCGCUGUCAGAAUGGGUCAAACUGGACCUGGUAGCUUCUAUGAUCCCAUCAGUCCAGGAACAUCACGAAGAAGCAGUCAAAUGAGUACCACUUCCGGUAGAAUGAACCCACCGAGUCACCUUCAAGGACCUUACUCGACGAGCAAUCUUGUCGUUCAGACGCAAAAUAUGUCUCUUCAGGGUAUCCAGGGUAUGCCAGGAGAUUGGAAUGGUCCAAGCGGCCAUUGUACGCAACCAUCCGGUGAUCGUCGCAUGUCAGAACCCACCAGGGGUCACCAGGCCCAAAGAAAUUCACCGCCUGUACCACCCAGACCAAGAUCUGCUCAACUUCCAGAACAUCAUCCUAAUCAGGAAGUCAUUCUGGAUGAGGUUGGAGAAGGAGAAAUGGUGGAGAAUAAGCUGGUCAUUCCUGAUGAGAUGAUGCAGUACUUGAACCAAGUUCAAGCAGGAGGAACUCAGGUGAAUUGCCGCAGCAGUCCCUUACCAAUUUGCCAGUCCCCAAUUUGCACAAAUCCCUUGCACUACCAACGUCAAAUGCAGCCUACUUGCAACUACAACCAGUCUCACCAACAAACCUGCUACCCACCACCACAACCAGCUCAACCAACAUGCACGAACUAUCAGAAUACUUCUCCAUCUCCUUACAACCAAUGUCCUAGUUCUAGACCUCCUCAACCUAAUUCACAAUACUGUCCUCCACCCACUUAUCCAUCUCAACCUAACGGCGGGCAAGUGCUCAGUCCAGCAGCGGGUCAAGUCAUGUCACCAGGAUCUCACUACGCUCCCAGUCACAUCAGCGAUCAGCCUCUAACUUCACCAGCAGCUGGUGCCCUAGCACCCCAGCAUCCUCCUCAAAAUCUUCCUCAAAAUUCUGCUCAGUUAACUAGGAAUUGUCCCCAAAACCACAUGCACCAUGGCUACUACCCUAGUUACAAUUGUCAGGCACAAAUGAACGCGAACUGUACCGGAAAUCCAACUAGCCAAGUGAACCACCACACAAACCCCGUUUGUGCUCCACCGAAUCACAGCUCUAUGAACCAACAACAGUGCGUGCAGAUGCGCUCAGCUGGCAAUUGUCCACAAUUAUCUCCUCAUUGCACUCAACAGCCGGCUAUAUCUAAUCAGACAACUAUGAGCCAUACUAAUCCACAGUGUGGUCAAGUAGCCAAUCAAUGUACCAGGCCAAUGGUGACACCUAAUGGCCAGGUGUCAAAUAUUCAUCCUGUUCAGCAGAGCACAGUGCCCAACCAAUGUGCUCAGAUGUCGCCACACUGUUCUCAGCUGAACAUCAGCAACCAGGCUAAACCGAUCACCAACAUAACCAGUCUCCAGGGCUGUCAACAGCAAACACCACAGCAAAAUACACCUUGCCUGCAAAUGACCAAUUGCGCUCAUCCCAAUGGUGGCCAUAGAUCAAUGAACGAUUCUGCUUUACCGAAGAGGACGUCUCCACAGUUGUGCACUGCUCAGCAGACUAAUUGCAGGAUACAACAGCAGCAACAUACUUGUACACACAAUUGUGCUCGAACCAAUCCUCCAAAUCAUCAACAGUACAAUUGUAACUGUCAAUGGGGUUACGGUGGAGAUCAAUGUUACCACGAGCAAACCGGUGCUACUAUGCCAGAGAUUCAAUGCAGAGACAUCAGUCAGUCUCAACAAGGAUCUCCUAUGAAGCCUCCUCAAGGAAUGAGACAAGAUUCUUACAGAAGGACACUGGAGUACGUGCAACAGUGCAGAAACUGGUCUGGAAACGCACAGACUCACGAAACAAAUGUCUCUAGUUCUACUCACCCCAUGUCGCUGCCACAGCCAUUGCCAUCAAGUGCCAAUAUGGUGGUCAACGACAUGACUUCGUCUCUGAGUUCGUUGCUCGAGGAGAACAGAUACUUACAGAUGAUUCAGUGAAUAUCGUAAUCGCGAUAUGAAUAUAUAAAUAUAGAUAUAUAUUUUCUAUCGUAACCUUUUUUGAUACUAUCGUUUAAUAUGAAUAUUGGAACGAAAAAACAAUCCAUCGAGAUGGAACUGUUAGUAUUUUUGAUAAAGAACGAAGGCUUUUUCUUAUUCUUUGUGUAAAAACGAGCGCAUUUCGUAAUUGUUAAGUACCCAGUCGACGAUCAGUUAAAUUAAUUGUUAAUUAGAAUUGUAGAUUGUGACCUCGAAAGAUGGAUGACGUUCUCGGUGAUUAGGAAACGUUCGCAAUUGAAGUGAUACGUAUUACGAGAUAGUUCAAAUAUGUUUUCUACUACGCUGCGUUGUUAAUAGAGUAUAGUAUGUAUUUUGUAUAAAAAUUGACGGAACUUCGGGGUGCCUUACAGAGCUAAGCUAAAUGGAAUCACGGAGUAAUUUAUUAUUUUUGGAGGAUUGUAUUUAAGAUGUUUAACGUCCAAAAUUCUGUCAAGCAAAAUUUAUAGGAUUAUCAAAGCACUACGCUUACGCGCGAGAUCUCCGUUGGAUCGAGCUUCUGUUUGUCGCACAAAAUUUUACGCGUGCGAAUAUCGACACCGCGUCAGAGAUUGCGAGAUACUUUUUAAGAACAUCCUUGUAACCGUAUUUUUGUACGACCAGUCUUUUCAAAGCGUGCCAACAUACCAUUCUUAUCGUGUCAUCGUAAUUUUAUCUUUUUAACGUUAACGGCGAAUGAUAAACGACGUACAUGGUGACUUUAUAAAAAUACAUUUUCUAUGCGAUGAUGCGACCUGCUAAUGAGAUUAAUCGAUCGAGAUGAAAAAAUAGACAGCCAAUACUAGGAUAUAACGAUGUGUAGAUAAAUCAUACUAAUGUAAGAGACUAUUAAUCAACGCUCAUGGCCAACGUGCAUGAUACAAUUAGACAAUCAUUUCGUAAAAAUGUGUCGAGUGUGUGUAUUGAUGGACGAACGAGUGGUUAUAUGCGUGUGUCUUUCAUAAGAAUCAUUGUAAAAAAAAGAAACGCAAGGCAACUGAAGAAACAUUUCUAGAGUAUAUAUAUUUGGUCUUUUGAUCGACCAAAACGAUCAUAAUAGAAUGCCUCUAAUUUUAUAAAAUGUAUCAUCGUCGAGUGCCUUUCAUCGUCGUGUUGAUCGAGAAAUUAAAGAGUACGUUGAACAGUUGAAAACUUAGCGUACCUAGAGCUGUUUUCUUUUUAUUCUUUCCUUUUGUUAUACAAACGAUUUUGUACGAAUUUUAUUAUAUCUACGAAGGGCGAGGAGUCUUGUGAAUAUUAUACAUAUUUUAUCGUAUACAUAUAGCGUAGUGAUUCAAGUAUGUGAAUGGAAGGAGUAUGACAAGAGUUUUACAUCUUGAGAAUUGUUAAUUAUUUUAAAAUAAAUCAUAUCGAUCCCAUCAACGAAA